AUGGAUGGAGUGCAGCAGGCAGUGAAGGAGAACAUGGACAGGGGUGCAGCGAAUCUGACAAAGAACAACACAGCACUGAUUGCCCUUGUUGCUCAGUUGGAGAGGCUGCAAGGGGCGCAGCAGCCAGCUGGGGGCGCAUGCCUGGAGCCCUGCCUGGACCUGGGGAAGUACCCAAUGCUGCACAGCUCUGCAUGUGUCUGCGCACACCAGGCUCUAAGCCACAUGCAUGACCUUGCGCUGCAUGCGCGAUACCUGGGCGCUGUUGCAAUAGCCGGAUCUGCAACGGUGGCAGUGGGCCUUGUCUGGCUUCUGGGACACGUGGCAUUUUGGCUCGGCGGGAUGCAUGCCAAGCACAUGAUUGUGCAGCCUACUCUUUCAUAUGAGCAUCUCCCACUGAAGAGCGCCAUUGCUAGGGACAUCAGUGAAGACAGCCUCAUACCGGCCGAGAUUGAAAUGGGAAGCACCCUCCCCCAGGACUCCAUGCAAGGUGAACAGAACAACCUUGACCUACUGUGA
Coccomyxa subellipsoidea C-169 is the source of this 516-nucleotide messenger RNA. RefSeq lists its product as hypothetical. The record is from RefSeq and is a predicted model, not a curated record. Lineage: Eukaryota; Viridiplantae; Chlorophyta; Trebouxiophyceae; Coccomyxaceae. Bases 1 to 516 code for a protein of 171 amino acids. The transcript is spliced from 2 exons.